Molecule: messenger RNA, 800 nt
Organism: Drosophila takahashii
Lineage: Eukaryota; Metazoa; Arthropoda; Insecta; Diptera; Drosophilidae
Product: PRKR-interacting protein 1 homolog
Biological process (GO): negative regulation of protein kinase activity
Cellular component (GO): nucleolus
Molecular function (GO): protein kinase binding; protein kinase inhibitor activity; double-stranded RNA binding
Source: RefSeq, a predicted model, not a curated record
UUUAGGAGAACAAAAUGUCGCUUAUAAAAAACUUGGUAAAAGAGCCGGAACAUAAGCCGAAGAAAAAGAAGAAGGAUGCAGGAUCUGGUGACAGUGAUACCGAGGACAAGCCCCUCCGACCAUUCGUCAAAACCGCCACAGAUCUGCAACGGCUGAAGCUGGAGAAACUGAUGAAGAAUCCGGAUAAACCCAUCAUCAUACCUGAGCAGCGUCGCGAACGGGACUUCAUGUCCUCAGUGCCCACCUUUGUGCGGAAUGUUAUGGGCAGUAGUGCCGGCGCGGGAUCCGGAGAGUUCCAUGUGUACCGCCACCUGCGCCGCAAGGAGUACGCUCGCCAGAAAAACAUCCAAAACCAGAGCUCCCGCGAAGCUGCAGAUGAGGCAUACCAGCAGAAGUUGGACGAUAAUCGCCGGGCGGCCGAAGACAAGACAGCCAAGAAGAGAGCCAAACGGCUGAAGAAAAAGCAGCGGGCCAAAAAGCCAAGGGAAGAAAAGAAGCCACAGGCUAAGGAAGCCUCCGAGUCUAGCAACACAGAUUCAGAGGAGGAGAAAGCUCCAGAAACCGCAGAGGAAAAGCCAGACACUAACGUUGAUGAAGAGAAAGAGGUGACUUCGAAAGAAACCCAGGAACCUUUAAAAGAAAAGACAACAGAGCCAGAUUCAGAAGUCAACAAUGAAGAAUCUUCUGCAGAACCCACUAAGGAGGGCGGACAGUCACUAAAAACAGAAACCACCGAAGAAACACCUAAUGUAGAACAAGAAACAGACAAUCCCAAGCCGGAUAAUGAAAGUCAGCCAUAA